This is a messenger RNA of Lathyrus sativus (Indian pea), 804 nucleotides long. Lineage: Eukaryota; Viridiplantae; Streptophyta; Magnoliopsida; Fabales; Fabaceae. The record is from the annotation of a GenBank genome assembly.
AUGGAUCAUUCGAAACGUCACAGAAGGUUAAACUUGAAUGCGCCAAUCAUGUCUACAAGGCGUUUUGGUUCCGUUGUUGCAGACACAUCAAGUUCAUUAGGUACAUUUCAAAACACAAGUGAAAGAGUUCCGUUUUCGUGGGAGAAAGAACCAGGAAAACCGAAAGAUACGGAGAGGAAUGGCUCGAAAUUAGCAGCAACCUGUCAUCGUUUGUUUCCACGAAAAGAAGCGGCGGAUCUAUCUGAUAUUCUAGAUAAUGCUUGUGAUGAGAUGCAUGACAAAGAUGAUCUUUUCUCAGAUGCUAUGGAUGAUGUGUUUUCUUUAUCAGAAGCAUUGGAUAUAGUUCAAAGAAAAUCAGAGAAAGCUCAUAGUGAUAUCAAUGAAGGAUUGAAACUAAAGCUUGCAGAGUGUAAUGGCUACCAAUCUCCUACUUACUUGAUCAACCGUUUUCUUCCCGAUGCAACCGCUUUGGCUGCAUCGUCGUCGGCUCUACAGUUUCAUAGUGAUUUUGCGGAAAAAGUUUGUGAUUCUUGUAGUUAUCCAGAAUGCUAUUUAUCGGAAUCGGGUAGACAUUCGCAUUCAUAUGCUUAUGCUUCUGGUUCUUCUUCUUCAUCUCCAAAGGGAUGUGGUCUUGAAGUUCUCUUCCCUUGGAGAACCAUGAAGCACAAGUUUUGUGCUGUAGAGAGCCCGGUCCUGCCAUGCUCCACAACAACGAAUCUACCAAAAACUCAGCGCGAGUUGAGACUGAAGAAACACCGGUCGUCAGCGUACAUUCCUUGCACAAAUGUGAAGAAAGAUGUCUGA